AUUGUCCAUUCAAGAGAAACCCCCCACACUGAUAAAACUGUGCUUUGCCAUCACCAGUUAUCAAUUCCCCAACAGCACUGAUUUCUCCAGGAUUUUGGGAGUCAGCUCUUGCCUCACACCAUGGCAUAACAUCAUAUCUAAUGGUGAAGAAGAAGGCCAAACUUGAAAGAUAAAAUUCACUUUUAAGUCCUGCUGGUAGUGCUGCCAAAGAAGAGGGCUUUGAGCAGUGUGCUUUAAAGCAGCCCAUCAAGGUGAGUGUAUCCCAAGGUUAAAAUAAAUGUGGGAACUUUGUAAUUAUCCCUGGCUAUUGUAUGGUAAUCAGAAGUGCAGAACUUGCAAACGACUGCGCCACUGCUGUGCUAUAGCUAUUUUUUUUCUCUGUGCAGCUCUGCCAGGAAAAGACCAUUAAUUAAAACUUCAAUGCUCUAGUGACCCUCCACUGCAGUCUCAGAAGUUGUAUUUUCUUCUCCUCUUUCCUUCUUUUUUUUUAUUUAACUUAUUUCCAGGGCUGUACAAUUUUCACCUUGGAGCAGUUCAGACUCCAGCAAGUCCUCGAAGCUUCUGUCCCCACAACAUGGUCUUUCAGGAAAAGUCCCUGUUCACGUGUCCUGCUGACCUUCAGAGCUUGGUGGAGAAUGUGCUGGAGGGCAAAACCAAAAGCCUCCUCUCUGCGUGUUUCUCAAGUGUCCUCUUGCUUCCCUCAGAAAGGGAAAUGCCGUACCACAGCGCUUCCCUCUACACCAAGACCCUGAAAGCCAUGGACACAAUGCUGAGGACCGUGGUGCUCAGCUUCCCUGCCUCCAGUGUCAGCAAGGAGCUGCAGGACAUCUUUGAGAUGCCAGCUGGUUGCCUAUAUACGAAGUAGAAGAGGACGCUGUGGAAUUCAUCAUGGCCUUUGUCAGCAGCCUUGACAAGGACACCCACAAGUUCACAUUUCUGAAGAGCACCUACGUCCUGUGCAAAACCGCCUUGAAACGUGGCUUGACCCAGGGCCUGGCUUUAUUCUGCCAAACGUGUGAAGUGGUAGAGAAUAUCACGGACCUCCUGGAAAAGGAGCCCCGGGACCGUGUGUCCUCACAGAUCCGGUAUCUCGCCAUGAUUACCAUCGACGAGUUAUGCUUGGUGGAGAAUGUGCUGGAGGGCAAAACCAAAAGCCUCCUCUCUGCGUGUUUCUCAAGUGUCCUCUUGCUUCCCUCAGAAAGGGAAAUGCCAUACCACAGCGCUUCCCUCUACACCAAGACCCUGAAAGCCUUGGACACAAUGCUGAGGACCGUGGUGCUCAGCUUCCCUGCCUCCAGUGUCAGCAAGGAGCUGCAGGACAUCUUUGAGAUGCUGCUGGACUUCACCAAAUCCGAGAGAAAAGUCGUGCAGGACAGGGCUGUGGGGAGGAUUGGUGUCCUGACCCCUUUACUGUCCAACUAUUCCACUCUGAAGGCCUCUGUCAGCUUUGGAAGAGAUGAUUCUGGACGUGUCUCCCCUGAAGACAUCUCAGUCCCAGUCAUGGGAAGGCUGGUGGGACGUCUCAUUCUGUUCCGAUAUGCCAAGGAACAAGCAAGCUACUCAGCUUUCCAUGCACUUUUUUCCCUCGUUGAAUUCUUCUACAAGUCAAGGCCAAGGGACGAAUCAGACCAACUCACUUGGGAAGUUGUGACCACCUCCUCGCUGUGUUCCCUGAGCAUCAGAGACUGUACCCAGGCCUUUGGAAAGUACCUCCACUCUAGUGAGAGGACAGAUGUCAUCCUCGAGGCCAUCAGUGCCAUGAGAGAUGACAGCAUCCUUGACAAGGAGGUGCCCAGCAGCAUGCUGGAUGUGGUCAUAGAAGACCCAGACUUCUGGCUGACAGAUCCACCCAAGACAGUGAACUGCAUUCUUGAAAAUCUGCCGUGCAUCACCACAGAGUCAGGCUGUAAGAAAGUGGAGUCGCUGUUUCUCCUGAUGACCAACGAGUACUCCUCAGCAGUGGUCAUCGGCCUGUGUGAGAUGGCUCUUCAAGGAGACAGCGCUGUGCAGGAGCUGUGGGACACUCUGUCCUUCACACCUAUGAUUUUGGACAAGGUCAUAACGGAGUUUGCUACCUUGCUCCUGCACCAGUGGUGUGACCCUCCCAGAGAAGGCACCAGCACCUUUCACAGAUCUCCAUCCUUGGAGCACACUGACUGGGAGGCGUUUGAUGAUGAGCCCCACAUCUGGAGGGAUCAGGGGCAUCUCAAUGAGGUGACGGCCUUCCUGAUGCUGGAAGUCCUCGUUAGGCUGUCAGAGAGAGCUGAGAUGGCUAAAAAAAUUGAAGCCUUCCUGCCAAGCAUGAUGAAGAUACUGGAAGUUGGCAGUGAAGAUGAAAAACUGAAGGUUGUUGUGGUCCUCCGAAACGUCCUGCGUCAGCUGAAAAAGUCAAAGAUCAGCUCCAUCGCUGUGGCACUGGUGGGGAAGAUCGUGCCCCUCUUUGACUCGGAGUGCAGCCAGCUGCGAGAGCUCGCCCUCUGUCUCCUCAGAGACCUGCUGAGGUCCGUGGUGAGCAGGGAUGAGAGGAAGAUGAGGAGGGAGGUGCAGAGUGCAGUGAUCCCGCUCCUCUUCCGUGUGAACGAUCAGUACGCCGGAGUAGCCAAGGCUUCUAGGGAAGCCCUUUUUGCUCUUGCAGAGCUUUUCAAAUGGAAGCAGCUCAGGCACCUGCUGCAGAAAGAGCGGAUGUGGGAGCUUGGAGAAUGCUUGCUGAUGAAGAGGGAGAGCAGGGCUGAAGAGUACAUGCAGCAGAGCCUGCCCUACCUGAGGGACCCUCAGCCCUCCGUGCGCCUGGCGGCCGUCAGGUUCAUCAGGAGCGCCACGAGGCACAUGAGGAACCAGGAUCUGGAGACUCAGGCUCAUGUCCUCAGAGCCCUUCAGCCCCUGGAGACAGACAGGGAUAUCUCAAUCAGCUCCCUGGCAGCCCACACGGGCUUGAUCCUGAGGGCUCCAAGGGCCCAGCGAAGAUCGUGGAUCGUUCCACAGUUGUGCUGCUGGCGCCGGCCAACCACGAGCAGAACAGGAAGGAAGCUUCAAGAAGAGCUUAGGGCCCUUCCUAAGGCAAUCAUGCCUCCAACAGCAGCCCACAAACACCUCUGCCAGUGGCUUUGGAGCAAGCUGAUGGCCGGCUGCCCCGGGGAAGGAAUAUGCUUUGAGUUUACAAGUGGUAGUGACAUUACCUACAAACCUUGUUUCCAUCUUCAAGCUGAGGCUCUCCUCCAGAAGAAAACACUUCUUAUGCCACAGGUUGAAGGGAUGGAAGGCACAAAGCCACUGGGCAAGUUGCUGCCUGGAGUUUAGAUUGCACGGACACAGGGAAGCUGCAGCUCAGGCUCCUCGGAGCCUGCCAGAAGCCUCUGGACUGUGAAACACCUCCAUCCCAUGGACUUCUGCAUUUCCUCUGGAAGAGGCACUAAAUGAAAUGGGAUGUGGAAAGGCUGUGCAGGCACUUGGAGAAGAGAAGAGGCAUGAAGGCUUCCUUGGACACAACUUCUGAGGGAGAAGACUGAGUGAGGAGCCUGCUGAGCCUGCCCUGGCUCUGUGGAGGAUCUGGGAGAGCUCCAGCCCAGCUGGAGCUGAGCCCCCUGGGCAGCCCCAUGGACUCUCCCCACCUUCUGCACUUGGGUUUGCUGCUCCUGGCUCUUGCUGCUCCCCAUCCAAAUAUUGCCAUGUCUGCUGUUGGUCCUGCUGAAGGGACAGAAGACUCUUCCUCUGGCAGCAUAAGUGUGACAGUCUACCACUGUAAGGACUGUGAGAGCAGCACAUGCAAGACUAAGGCAAUAAGUUUUGAAAACUUUGAAAUAAUCGCUGGAACAUCAAACAAGACACUUUCAGAUGCAAUAACUGAGCUGGUGACCAAUGAAACACACAUCACUAUUUGCUUUGAACGAGCAGAUUCCUGUCUGGAAGGAAUUUAUGGUAUCUUGUGGGAGAAAGAUGAGGGAGCAGGAUUCUCGUGUGGCACCCUGAAUGCUGGAGAAAAUGGAAGAGAUAACAUCAGUACUGAGAAGAAUGUUUGCUGUGAAGCUGAGACAAAUGUCUGGAGAAGCAACCCUAUCCUGAAGUGCUACAUUCAAAAGUCGGGUCCAAAACUCACCGCACUGCCAGUUGGCGUUCCUGAGGGAAUUAUAGGUAAUGCUGAAUUUCUCACCAGCAAAAACAACAGCAUUGGCAUCGUGUCUGCAUUGCUGGUUACUGUGGCUGUGGCAGGAUGUGCCACCACGUAUUGCUUCUUGAGGCAGCGGCGUCGCCGAGGCAACACAGACAGGUUCCUGACAGAGAAAGCCUGACACAUCUUUGAUAACCAUCUACAAGGGAGAAAACCUCUCCACCAGCUGCAUCCUCCUCCUCUCUCCUGAUGUACAGCAACCAGCUGAACACAGACUGAUUUUCCAUGCAAAGUCCUGCUCUUUUAUUCACAAAUAGUCCUGUUUUCACCAAUGUACCUUCACCACAUCCACACCUUCCCUGAGCACUGUGACUCUUGUCCAGCUCCAGGCCUUUGUGAGCAGCACAAGCAGCACCAGGAGCCCCCAUCCUCUCCUGAUGCUUGGCUGCAGGCACCCCAGGGUGUGUGGCUGACUCAGCAGCACAGGCUGAAACCAGCUGAAUUCUCUCUGAGUGGAAGUGUGAACUGCUCUGAAAUGUUUCCCAUGCCCUCUGCAUGUCUUUCCCUUGGUAAUACCACUGCACCACCCAAAGUGUUUGUAUAUUUUUAAUUCUCAGGUCGUCUCAGGAUUCUCCAAAGCGUUUUGCACAGCUGGCUGAUUGGUUGGACUGGUUUGGUUUUUGGAAGAGAUGUUUGAUUUUGCCCCCACCCCCAGGCUGAGGACAUGUCUGUGUGUUUGUUCCUGAGCAGGGGUGGGUGGGAGGCUGUGUCCAGCUCCCUCAGGGUCACAGAGGCCUUGGCCUCCCCCCAGGCUGAACAGAAUUCUUCCAUCAAUCUUCCUGACAAAUUAGGCAAGUUUAGACAGCGUGUGAUGAAUACAGAAAUCAGAAAUCCCGUGGGGUACUUGGUAUCUUUAAAUCAUUCCCCAUUCCCACUUGAUUUGAAUAAAUCCUCAACUUUUGCAUUGGAUCUAACUUAGUAUCAGGACUGUUGAGCAAAAAUCAGUGGGAGCACAAAUGGCAGAGCAAAUUCUCAAGCAAAGUUAAAGUUUGCUGUCAUUUUUCCCAUUGUUUAGUUCCCCAUACACCUGUAGCUGAAACUUCCAGCAGGAAAUCACAAAGGAUGUAGGACGUUGUGUCCUUCUUGAACUUUGCUACAGUCAAAUCUAAAAGGAAAAGUUCUUAAUGUAAAAGAUCCAAAUAAUUAUAAUAAUUAUUUUUUAGAAAGGUAGAAGGGCCUCUGUGCUUAAAUAUACCUUUUCUUUGGCAAAGGAGACCAAUGCUUUUUUGGGUUGGAGGGGAUUUUUUUUCCCCAGUCAGGGCUUUAAACUCACACUUUUAACUCAGUUCUCAGCUGUUUGGAUGCAAAUUUUCAAUUUUAGUGUGGUGGAAUGCACUUAAACCUUCCUGAAGGGUUGAGAAUCCAGGUAUUCCAAGGCUGUGGUGUUGAUGAUCCUGUUGUCAGCUGUGUUUUGUCAUAAGGAAUGUUAUAUUUACUCAAUAAAUCAAAACUAAGGUUGCCUGUAAAAAGUCCAGACUGUGGAUGAACUAAGAAAUAGAUGGAAAAAUAUUUUUCCUCUUUAUAUAGCCUCUAUCACAAUUGCAGUUCCAUUUUUCUUCCCCUCAACAAAACUGCUGGAAGCUUUGGAAGGAGUGAGGAAGGUUCUCUUUUGAAAUUGCACUGUAUUAUCUUGAGGUCUUGAGAUUUAAUGAUGUGCAGAUUUAAUUUCUACUCUGUAACAACAGCUGGGGCCAGAGACCUGGACAUGUUUUGAGAGGGAAACUCAUAUGGGCACCUCAGUGAUAUCAGUCAGGAAACACAAGUCCCAGACUCAUCUUUAUGUCUCACUCAAAUACUGUUUCCUUCACUUCUCUUCUUCCUACAGGUGAUUAUGCAGAUUGUGGUAUUUGGGGACAUCCCUACCAACUGUUCCACUUUGCCCCUUUGGAGCUGUGUUGUGCUGAUGCACAGCAAAGGUGCCACAUCUCAGGAAAAGCAGUGAGAACUUGCUUUAAGCAUCUACAGUGUUUGUCCUCAGCAAGUGCAUUUUACUAUUGAAUAUGUACACAUAGAGGCAAAUAUUUGUAGUCAUAGGAUCAUGGGAUGGUUGGUGUUGGAAGGAACCUAAAAGAUCAUCUUAUUUUGUCUUAUGGCAUAAAAAAAUGACAAAAAAUACUUAAAGGCCUGACUCACCAAAAAGCCAUAAUUUGAUAGCUGUUUUUGCAUUUCAGGGUCAUAAUAAUCACAAUAAAACUUCAUCUUAAGCACUGGCAA
Molecule: messenger RNA, 6379 nt
Organism: Prinia subflava (tawny-flanked prinia)
Lineage: Eukaryota; Metazoa; Chordata; Aves; Passeriformes; Cisticolidae
Exons: 28
Coding region: 889-3297 (802 amino acids)
Cellular component (GO): cytoplasm
Source: RefSeq, a predicted model, not a curated record